Messenger RNA from Colius striatus (speckled mousebird), 3684 nucleotides. It is a transcript of the gene KLC4, whose product is annotated as kinesin light chain 4. The transcript is spliced from 14 exons. Gene Ontology annotation, molecular function: kinesin binding. Gene Ontology annotation, cellular component: cytoplasm; membrane-bounded organelle; kinesin complex. The coding region runs from base 170 to 1804 and encodes 544 amino acids. Lineage: Eukaryota; Metazoa; Chordata; Aves; Coliiformes; Coliidae. The record is from RefSeq and is a predicted model, not a curated record. Gene Ontology annotation, biological process: microtubule-based movement.
ACGGCGGCCAUGUUGGGUUUAAAGGGGCUGCGCCGCUGAGGGGGCGGGCGGUGCCGGCCGUGCGAACCCGCCCCGGUGUCGCGCCGGGACUGUGACUGCUGCCGGGACAGCGCCAGCGCCGCGGCGGCCGCCCAGACCGAGCGCCGAGCAGGGCUGCAGGAGCAGCAGUAUGUCCACCAUGGUGUACCCAAGGGAGGAGAAACUGGACAAGCUGAGCCAAGAGGAGAUCAUUUCCAACACUAAGCUGGUGAUGCAAGGCCUGGAGGCACUCAAGAAUGAACACAACUCCAUCCUGCACAGCUUGCUGGAGACCAUCAAGUGCCUGAAGAAAGAUGAAGAAGCCAAUCUCGUGCAUGAGAAAUCCAACCUGCUCCGCAAGUCGGUGGAGAUGAUCGAACUGGGGCUCGGAGAAGCUCAGGUGAUGAUGGCGUUGUCCAACCAUCUGAACGCCGUGGAGUCAGAGAAGCAGAAGCUGCGCGCCCAGGUGCGGCGGCUGUGCCAGGAGAACCAGUGGCUGCGGGACGAGCUCGCCAACACCCAGCAGAAGCUGCAGCGCAGCGAGCAGACCGUGGCUCAGCUGGAGGAGGAGAAGAAACACCUCGAGUUCAUGAACCAGCUGAAGAAGUAUGACGAGGACGUGUCGCCUUCGGAGGAGAAGGAGGGUGACUCCGCCAAGGACUCUCUGGAUGAUCUGUUCCCGAAUGAGGAGGAGGAGCACGGUCCUGGAUUGCCCCAUCAGCACAGCAGUGCAGUGGCAGCUGCCCAGCAGGGAGGUUAUGAGAUUCCAGCCCGUUUGCGCACCCUCCACAACCUCGUCAUCCAAUACGCCUCCCAGGGACGCUAUGAGGUGGCUGUGCCACUCUGCAAGCAGGCACUGGAGGACCUGGAGAAGACAUCAGGCCAUGAUCACCCUGACGUGGCCACCAUGCUCAACAUCCUGGCACUAGUGUACAGGGAUCAGAAUAAAUACAAAGAGGCAGCACACCUCUUGAACGAUGCUCUCUCCAUCCGUGAGAAGACUCUGGGCAAAGACCACCCAGCGGUGGCAGCAACCCUGAACAAUCUGGCUGUUCUCUAUGGCAAGAGAGGGAAGUACAAAGAAGCAGAGCCCCUGUGUAAGCGAGCCCUGGAGAUCCGUGAGAAGGUCCUAGGAAAAGACCAUCCUGAUGUGGCCAAGCAGCUGAACAAUCUAGCCCUGCUGUGCCAGAACCAGGGCAAGUAUGAUGAGGUGGAGUACUACUACUGCCGGGCCCUGGAGAUCUACGAGAGCUGCCUGGGGCCUGAUGACCCCAACGUGGCCAAGACAAAGAACAACCUGGCCUCCUGUUACCUGAAGCAAGGCAAAUACAAAGAUGCAGAGGUGCUGUAUAAGGAGAUCCUCACCCGUGCUCAUGUGAAGGAGUUUGGCUCUGUGGAUGAUGAACACAAGCCAAUCUGGAUGCAUGCAGAAGAGAGAGAGGAGAUGAGCAAGAGCAAGCACAGAGACAGCGCUCCUUACGCAGAGUAUGGUGGCUGGUACAAGGCCUGUAAGGUCAGCAGCCCGACUGUGAACACUACUCUGAGGAACCUGGGUGCUCUGUACCGACGCCAGGGCAAGCUGGAGGCCGCCGAGACCUUGGAGGAGUGCGCGGUUCGCUCCCGGAGGCAGGGCAUUGACCCAAUCAACCAGACGAAGGUGGUGGAGAUCCUGAAGGAGGGUGAUGGCACAGAGAGGCGCCGGAGCCUGGGGGGCAGCGUCAAGUACGAGAAUGCCACAGACGGUAGCGAGGAAGUGAGUAUGGGCGUGGAAUGGAGCGGGGCUUAAAUGCCUCCCGAGACUCCCUCUUUCCCCUCCACCGCAAUCACCUGGAUGUUUGUGUUGUACCUUCCGACUUUUCCUCCACACCAUCCCUCCUUCCUCGGCAAGAGCUCGGCGCCAGGCCCCCAGCCCUCCCUGGGCACCGCGACGCCUGCACAGCAGCGCCUGGCCCCGGGGCCCAGCAAGAGCAGGAAGAAAUCUGCAAGGAGGAGCUGCCUGCUCCCCAGCCCAGGCCCAGGCCAGGGUGACGGGCCACCGUCCCCUCACGUGCCUCCCACCCCCAGCCUGCUCCUUACACGUCCCUGGGGGACCAGGCCUGCGAGGGAUUGGCUUCGCUGCAGCCGUGUACCGGCUCCGUCGUCAUUAGACAUCCUCAGCCCUCCUAGCUCGUUCCUCCCAUCUCUGCAGGGGCCAGUGAUGGAGGCACGAAGAUACGGGGGGGGCUUGUUUUGGGACAGAGAGGCCUGGCCUUGAGAGGGCUGUGGUGUGCCUGGUUGCUUCCUUCCCUGUAGGCUUAGCUGCAGUUAAGGCCCUGUAGCAAACCUGCGCUGGCCACUGCUGAGCUGGGGUCUCCCCAUCUUCCUUCCCAUCCUCCUCCCCACUGAGUUCUGCAACCCAGGGGCAGCAGGGGGGGCUCUCAGAGUGUAGGGCAGCCCAUAGCUACUGUACAGCCAAGAUGAGGUGAGGGGGUGACAGCCCAGGGCGAUGCAUGGGACAGGGAUGUGCCAGGACCAGCAUGUUGCCACCUCCUGACCUGAUGCCAUAGCAGACUUCUUCACCUGCUGGCAUUAGGAAGUGAAUCAGGUCUCUGUUGCUCCAGAGUCACCAGGUGUGGCUGCUGGGAGAGGGAGAGGUAAGGGUGAAAGUGUUUGUUUGCUGUUCCUAAAAGGCAGAGGGAAGGGUAGGAAGAAAGCUGAGCUUUUCUGCAAUGGGCCCUAAGCUGUUAGAUAUGGCUGAGAUGGGGAAUGAGCUGGUUUGGAGAAGAGGGGUUGGGAGAAAAUGGAAGUGCAAAGAAGGAUGUGAGGAAAGGAAGAGCUGAGGCUCGAGAUGCUUAGAGCAUGUGAGGCAGAGGAGGUGGCUGGAGGGAGGUUUCCACAGGAGGAGAAAGGGAUUGGUGGCUCAUGGAGGAGGGUGACUCUUGAACAGAGGACCUGGUUUGCCAAAUGUGGUCCCUGAGGCUGGGUGAGAAGUCUGUAACCCUGUUGCUGCUGGGAAGACAGUGCUGACCCUUGGUUUGAGGGGGGCUGCUCAGUGCCCCUGAUGAGGCUGCAGACCUGCACAGAGCCUGGUGCUGUUGGUCACUCCUGGGAAAGGGGACAUCUCCCAGGACCAGACCCACCUGCCCUGAGCCUCACUCCCUUGGGUGCCCACCCUCAUUCCCCCUCCUCUAGGAAGUGAACAUCCCAGGUCUUCCUGCCUGGGAAGAAAGCAGGGGAGGCUGCAGCCAGCAGGAUAGAGCCCAGAGGCCAGCGCAGGACCCUUCCCCCCCCCUCCUCCUUUCCCCCUUAUUUAUUUAUCUAGAUAGUUUCUUUCACGCUAGUCAUCUGGCAGGUUGUGAUACUAAAUGUGCUCGUGUCUGUCUGGGCCUGGCUUUCCUGCGCUGGUGCAGAGGCCUUGGGGCACGUGGCUGCUGCUCCCCUGGGAGCUUGUGCUUGGUGAAAGGAUGUUUGUCCUCAGGCCUGUGGGAUUUGGAGCCCGGGGCUGAGUGCUCUAGGGCUGUGCCUUCCCUGCCUGCCUCUGCCAGUGCUGGAGAGCAGCCAGUCCCCAGUGCAGGGUGCGUUCAGGCCUCGGUGCCAGCUGCCCCUGCGCUGCUUUUAUUUGCCACAUCCUGGACCUGGUGCUGUAACAACCGUACCUGUGAUUAAAGGCAGACAGACAGACCCGAA